Messenger RNA from Labeo rohita (rohu), 9707 nucleotides. It is a transcript of the gene adam22, whose product is annotated as ADAM metallopeptidase domain 22. The record is from RefSeq and is a predicted model, not a curated record. Gene Ontology annotation, cellular component: postsynaptic density membrane. Gene Ontology annotation, molecular function: metalloendopeptidase activity. Gene Ontology annotation, biological process: proteolysis. Lineage: Eukaryota; Metazoa; Chordata; Actinopteri; Cypriniformes; Cyprinidae. Bases 221 to 3019 code for a protein of 932 amino acids. The transcript is spliced from 31 exons.
UGUCUUGCUGAGGAGGUGGUGGCUUCUGCUCGGUGAAGAAAAAAGCUCCUGAUUUUAGUUUUCCAGAACGCACCCGCCUUCGCUUGCGCAAACCCGCGUCUCGAUGCAGAGGCUGGUCGCGCGUCCCUGAUGGCAGCCAGCGCGCAAGAAGAUGUGUGUGCGCCCGAAAAUCGGGUUUAACUUGGGAUUUAACUCGUGUGUCGUAUAAUUUGGGAUAUAUAUGAUUAACCGCGAUUUUGUGAACCGAAUGGAUGCGGGAAUGAUGCCUCACCGUGUCGGGAUUUCCUUCCUGUGCCUCUUUGUAGCGGUGAUGAGCUCUGUGGUACAUACCAGCAUCUCGCUGCCUCAUGACGGAGACGCCUUGGUAAAGACGAGGGCUCGGCGUGAUGACGCCAGGUUCCUCGGGAGAGAGAACACGGUACCGGUCCGGUUAGCUUACCGAAUGGAUGGAGACAGCCAGGCCGCUUAUGAUGUUCUUAACACACGGGUCCGAAUGAGCUCUGACAGUAAACAGAACCACAUGGCUCAGGCUAGCUUCCAGGUGCAGGCCUUCGGACAGACCUUCAUUUUAGACGUGGAGCUGAACCAUGACCUUCUAUCAUCAAAUUACAUUGAGAGGCACAUAUCUGAGGAGGGGAAGUCAGUUGUCAACAAAGGUGGAGAACAUUGCUACUACCAUGGGAAAGUACGUGAUAUUCCGAAGUCAUAUGUGGCGCUUUCAACUUGCCAUGGAUUACAUGGGAUGUUCUUUGAUGGGAACCACACAUACAUGAUUGAACCAGGAGGAGAGAAUACUACAAGUGAGGAGGUUCAUGUGCACAUGAUUUAUCAGUCUCCUGGUUUGGACCCCCCAGAGGACUUCAUUUCCGCAGUUCAUCUGGCAGAGUCACCGUUCCAGAACCCUCCACUGCCCAGUGCUGCCCUCAGAAGGAAAAAGAGACAAAUAUUGCGCAACCCACGGAGUGUUGCAGAUGAGACCAAAUACAUAGAGCUGAUGGUCAUAAAUGAUCAUUUGAUGUACAAGAAACAUCGCCUUUCCGUUGGACAGACAAAUAACUAUGCCAAAUCUGUUGUGAAUAUGGCUGAUCUGUACUUCAAAGAACAACUCAACACUAGAAUUGUCUUGGUUGCGAUGGAGACGUGGGCUGCAGACAACAGGUUUAACAUCAACGACGAUCCCAUGGUGACAUUACGAGAGUUUAUGAAGUACAGAAGAGACUUUAUUAAAGAAAAGUGUGACUCCGUUCACCUUUUCUCGGGCAACCGUUUCCAUAGCAAUUGGGGAGGAGCCUCAUACAUGGGCGGAGUCUGCUCACUCACUAAAGGAGGCGGAGUUAAUGAGUAUGGAAAGACUGAAGAAAUGGCUAUAACUCUCGCCCAGUCUCUUGGACAAAAUAUCGGCAUCUUUUCUGAUAAGAAACGUAUUUUGAACGGGGAGUGCAAGUGUGAAGAUAAAUGGUCUGGCUGCAUAAUGGAUGAUGUUGGCUUCUACUUACCCAAGAGAUUUUCUGACUGUAACGUGGAAGAGUUUCAUGAUUUCCUGAACAGUGGAGGUGGUGCGUGUCUCUUCAACAAACCUUCAAAGCUCUUGGAUCCUCCACAGUGUGGAAAUGGUUUUGUGGAGGCAGGAGAAGAGUGUGACUGUGGCAGCCCAGCCGAGUGUGCUAAAGAAGGAGAGAACUGCUGCAAGAAAUGUAUGUUGACUCAGGGAGCCAAAUGCAGUGAUGGUCUCUGUUGUAAGAACUGCCAGAUGGAGUUUAUGGGCGUACUUUGUCGUGAGGCUGUCAAUGAUUGUGACAUACCUGAAAUGUGCACUGGAAACUCCAGCCAGUGUCCUCCAAACCUGCACAAGAUGGAUGGGUACACAUGUGAGAAAGACCAAGGAAGAUGUUUCAAUGGCAGGUGCAAAACCAAGGACAGGCAGUGCAAAUACCUCUGGGGAGAGAAAGCGACAUCGGCUGAUAAGUUUUGCUAUGAGAAACUCAACAUUGAAGGCACAGAGAAGGGCAACUGUGGACGUGACAGAGACACCUGGAUUCAGUGCAAAAAACAGGAUGUCCACUGUGGAUACCUGCUGUGCUCCAACAUUUCUCCUGCACCCAGACUAGGAGAGUUACAGGGGGGUUUGACAUCUUUCUCUGUGGCCCAGCACAGCGCCUCACUGGACUGCAGUGGAGGCCAUGUACUGAUUGACGGUGACACUGAUUUGGGAUACGUUGAGGAUGGAACGGCGUGUGGGACGGAUCGCAUCUGCUUUAACCACAAAUGCCUUCCAGUGCAGGAAUUCAACUUCAGCACGUGCCCCGGCACCAACGAAAGGGUGAUCUGCUCCGGACAUGGGGUGUGCAGUAAUGAGCUCAGGUGUGUGUGUGACCUGGGCUGGGCAGGUGAGGACUGUAACUCCACAUCUUCUUUGAGUUACCUGCUGGUGCGACCCACAGCCAAAACAUCAGGCAUCAUCACUACUAACAUCAUCAUCGGGGCCAUUGCGGGCUCUAUCCUGGUCCUUGCACUGAUUCUAGGCAUUUCUGCAUGGGGAUACAAGAGCUACAGACAGCGUCAGUAUGCUGAGUCUGACGUACACAGAAGAUUCUGUCGUCAAAUGCCUCCGGGUGAUUACGUGAAGAAGCCUGGAGACGCUGAUUCUCUGUACAGUGACAUGCCGCAGGGCGUGAGCUCAAACUCCGGCAGCAGUUCCAAGAAGAGAUCUAACGGUCUGUCUCACUCCUGGAGUGAAAGAAUCCCAGAUGCCAAGCACAUCUCUGACGUCUGUGAAAAUGGACGGCCCAGGAGCAACUCAUGGCAAGGAAACAUCACAGGUACCCGUAAGAAGCUCAAGGGGAAGAAGUUCCGUCCUCGCUCCAACUCUACAGAGACACUGUCACCCGCCAAAUCGCCCACUUCUUCAACGGGCUCCAUCGCCUCCAGCCGGAGAUACCCCUACCCCAUGCCUCCCCUUCCGGAUGAGGAGAGGAAGGCCAACAGACAGAGUGCCAGGCUGUGGGAAACGUCAAUAUAAAAGAACUCCUCGAAACUGGUCUGCAAAACUCCGUAAGGAUUUUCCUCUGCUUUUGUAUGAAUGAGAAAACGAAACCAGUAAGAAAAUAAGGAAUUCAAAUGGAGAAACAAGGGACGAGUGAAUGGAAGAGCUGGGCGUGGUCUCCUCCGAUGUCUGUUCAGCAUUUGUGGCGUAGAGCCGUCUUACCCUGGACGUUGCGGAGCACGGUAUCAGAUUCCCAUUCCUGCUGUCAUUCGUAAACAAGACUCAGGAACACGAUUUCAUCACGAGACAAACCCCGAAUGGCAGCCAUGCUGAACAGAUACAGAGACAACGGCAGCCACUCGUGCCCUCGUUAAACCCCGCCCCCUCUCGUGACCCCACAUACGACCAGCCCCGCCUCCAAACACAUGCUGUCUUGUGAUUGGUGCCCUUGUUGCCCGGGUGCAAGAGGCUCAUGCAGGAGCAGGAAGUUAACUAUUGUUUUGAACGCACGCUGUCACUGUAGAACCUACUGCUGUAUGCAUGAGAAAACAUGUUUAUCGAUUCCUUGUAGUGUAACGAUGUACAAAUGUUUUAAGAUCUUUCACUCAAGGGUGCCGCAUGUAUUGAAGGACAGCUUCGUAGGCUGAUAAGAUUCAAUCCCGUUUGAACCCCCCCAUGCCCACAUUACAAGAACAUCAUCCGGUCCCGGUAAUCUUUUCUCAGAGAAUUUUGUACAUAUGUCAUAUAAUUCAGAGUGAAGUGUGAGAGUGUAGUAUUUUUCGGUUUUGACAUUUGGUUGUGGAGAGCGUGUCUGUCCUGUGAUUGUCUUCAUAAAUUAACAGAAUCCAUCUUAAGCCUAGUGCGUGCUAUAAGACAGAAGCACCGUUUCAUUAAUUCUGCAUCAGUCCCAAAUCAUGGCAGCACAUCGCAAUCAGAAAUACUAUUGUAAUAAGCACAUUUCUAUUUCAGAUUGUGUAAAGAUGCUAAAAUGAAUUUUAAAGUCCAACACCCUGCAGAGGUAAUAGGUAGACCCUGGCAUCUCUUUGGAUAUAAUGGGUGGAGAUUUAAAAUCUGUGUAAAAGCAAUUCAGAGAAUUGUUUCUAAACACAUUAUAAAUGUUAGAAAUGUAUUGCUGAAAACACGUUGCAAAGACUGUGAACAAUGUAGUACUGAAUUGUGGAGUUAGAUCGUUAAACAGUUUUUCACCAUUUUUGUGUUCAAGAUUUUUAGGCGGGCCUGAAAUCAUGGCCCCUCUCUAACACUAUAAUAACUAGAGCGUAUUCGCCUGCUUAGUUGCGAGUUACUGUCAUUAUUGUUAGUUACUACAGCCUACAGUAUGCUAGCUAACUAUGCCUUUGUCACAUUAAUGCAUGUUACCUGUGGCGGCAUUUGACUGUUGAGAGAGGCGGCAGCUUUCCCACGAGUGGGCGUGGUUUCAGAUCUGCCGGCGGACACGCCCCCAGCGUUUGCGAGCAGAGAAUGCUGCUUGUUUUUUCAAGAUUUUGAUCACUUUUAUUUACUUGGCGUUUUUUUUAUCUUUCAAAUUUGGCUGCAUGGUUAAUCAAAUAUUUUUUUGUGGAGUUGACAAACUCAGAACACGUGUUUUAUAUCCACCAUCAUAAGAACGGGCCAUUUGUAAAUUUUAUGGGUUUGGCUCUGGUCUCAUCCAUGCCCAGCUAUUUUUAGCUGUACAAAACAGCUCAUUUUGCUGCCUGAUAGUGCACAUUAGUGUGUCUUACCAUGUUAUUUAAAUGUAUUAUCUUAAUUAUGAACAAACUAGUUUGUAGUACUAACAGUUUUACCGUUUACGUUAUUUCCCUGUAGCGGAUAAUGAACCGGAAGUCUCACCCAUAGGCUUACUUUCGCAUUGAAGAAGAAGGUGGAUUGCAUUACUCGGACUUUAAGGUCUGACCCAGUGUUGCCAAGUCCACAGUUUUCCCGUAGAACUGGGCUACUUUAACACUGUUGCCACAGGUUGUUUUUAAAGGUCCACUGAAGUGCUUUGAAACACACAGCGUCAUUCUAUGUGUUGACGUAAUUUCAACUAAAACAGGAAGUCAGUCCCACAGCCCCGCCCCCUUUUUAAAAUAGCUAAUAGUGUUUCGUUAUAUCACAGCUUGGGCUAGAGCUGUUGAGCUCGGUAUAGUUGCAUUUGAGAUCUCAUCCAAAUUGCUAUAAAUAUACCAUUCUGUGUAGAAUUCACAUAUUCAUACUAAAAGCCAAAAUUUAAUUUUAAAUUCAUGGGGACUUUAAUCUCCAUGGGUUGAAGCGAUUCCAUUAACGUGAUAUUUAGCUCCUGGAAUGUGAAUUUUACUAGGGGUACCCCACCAAAAAAAUGUGUAUUUUACCCACUUGAACACAAUUAAAACCAGGGGACCCCCUCCGAAACGUGAUAGUUUUGAGUAGCAAUUGGGCGGGUUUUGUUGUGAAAACCUGGCAACCCUGGUCCGAACCACACGCUAAUCCUAAUCUAACCACUCAACACAAGAGACCGGGUUUAAGCGGACUAGAUGAUUGGAGAAUCUGACAUCGGAGAGAAGUCUGCCAUUUUUAAUGGAAGAUUUGUUGUGACAGAAUGAAGAAAAACGGGUAAUUGCAACUUUUUAUCUACAAUUUCUGACUUGAGUUGUUUCUCAGAAUUGUGAAAUAUAAACUCAGAAUUCUGAUUUUUUUUUUUCCUGAAGUUUAUGUCUUAUAAAGAAGUCAAAAUUGUGAGAUAGAAACUCAGAAUUAUGAGAUAAAAAGUUGCAAUUACUUUUUUCUUUGUGAUUUGUUUAAGCAUUACGAGGUCAAAAAUGAAAUAAUGCAUGGGCAAAUUUGUAGAGUGUUUUCAUGAUCAUCAGUCGGCCAUAUUGGUGGCACGGAACGUAAAAAAUACCAUUGAGCUGAACGAAACUUGCAUAUUUAGCUGAUUAUUGCUGCUGAAAAUGGUCAAUUAUUGUCACGUUUUGGGCUGUACUAAUCGGUCGGAGCAGUAAACACAUUUGGAGUACUAUAGACUACCAGAAGUUAUAACAAAUCAAGCAAAAAACUGUCUGAGGAACAAAAAGGCAUUUGUGGUUGGCCAAACUGAACCAGGAUUUCCAGGGCAAGAAUCUUGACAACAUUCAUGUUUGUUUUUAUCAUUUCCAAUCAGAUAGGUAAAGUAUUAGGCUAAUAUCUUAAUUAAUACUGCUCGUACGGAUCUUUACCACCUAUUAACUUUAGUUUAUCAAAAUAAUGUGCCCUUUCCUGCUCACUAAGUCCUUCUCUAUAUGAUUUAAUAGCUUCCACAUGUUUUUUCUGUGGUUUAGACAGAAUAAAUUAGCAGAACAAUGCAUUCAGUAGUACAUUAACCAUGCAAUCCAUGCUGUUGUUUACAUCCGAGGAUCGCCAAUAUGGCCACGCAUGCGGGUAACUGACCAAAUCAUGACACAAACCCUGUGCAAAAAAGUACAAACCCUCUAGAUCAACAACAUAAAUUAAGAUAAUUGAUGAAUUAAAAAAUCUGCGCUAGUAAGUUUGUGACACACACAGUCGAUUAAAUGUGAUGUGCUACCAUAACAAGAGGAGAGAAAAUGAAAUGAGCUUCUGAAUUGUAACGUGCACAAGGCUUUAGUUUGUCUCUGUUGGUGUUUCUAAUGAGUUUUCCCACUCAUGCUCAAAGCCGAAUGUAAUUGUUUCAUUUUCAUUAUCAUAAUCUUCAUCUCACCUUAUUUAUAAUUCUCUAGUAAGCGUAAGGAAUGUGAAUUUAGCUGAUUGUUUUGGGUACUUGGCUUUUUUGUGAUAAAUGCUGCAUUCAUGAAAACAACAGGAACAGAUUUGCUUAUCUUGUAUCCACCUUAUCAUUGUAACCGUAAGAGCGGGCGCAGCCAUUUUUAACCAGAACGUGCGAGGUUUCCGGUGUCAGCCCGGUUAUUUUAACUAAACAAAACAGUCUGUUAUGAUGCAUAAUAUUGCAAGCUUUAAUUCAUUAUGGUAAUGAUACAUACUGGUCUGUUACUAGCACAAAUAGUUCUACAGUUAACUGCAUUUUGUUUUUCUUCGGGUUAUUUACCCAUUGCAUCUGAUGAAACGGAAGUCUCGCACAUUCACACAAAAAUAGCUUACCUCCGCAUUGAUUUUAGAUCAAAAGGUGGAUAAAACGAAAGCGAAAUGCAAGAACUGAAGGAAAUAUAUGUCUGUCUGGUUUUAUAUGAGAGACUGAACUAAUAUACUCAACUAAAACCCCGAAGAUGUGUGAAUGUAAGACUAAACAUAUUUCCUUGAUCAUUGAUGAUGUUUAGGGAGGAGAUUUUUUUUUAAACACAUUCUCCCUGAAUAACAUGUAUGUAGACUUGCUGUUAUGAACCCAUAAUCACGGUUUUCUGAUUUCGUUAAGACGUUUGUUUACAGCAUGACUCUUCACGCUGCAGUAUCCCUCUGGUCACGUGACCGCCCGGCCUUGAUAGAUCGCCUACUUCUGGUCAGUAUUGUAUUAGUAAUGGCAGUUUUCAUCUGUACAUAGUCUGCUGUGCGUCCGACCUGUCGGCACUGAAUUUUUGCACUCUGCCUGUAAUCCACGAAUAACGUCCCGUAACAUCGCCAUGAUGCAUAUGAAGUAUUUUUAAGGUAACUUUGUAAAGUCUUUCCCCCCUUCCCAGUAUUACUACUUGUACAUAUUUAACCCCGACGACAAUUAAGUGCUUUAGAAUGAUUACCACCGCAAUAGGUUUUGUGCAAAUGAGGUUUUUAUUUCAUGUAACAGGUCGCCUUUGUACAUCACGUGGGACACUGUUUCUGUGUUUGUAUUUGCAGUUUAAACACACCGUCAGGAGACUGAACUCACACAAAGAACACGAACAAUAACUCAGUAUAGUUUCGCUAUUUUGUUUAUAAUAACUGACCAUCUGAAGCAAUACUCUCUGCUCACUGUGACCCUGACCUGUCCGAAACAAAUGCACACUCGUACUGGAAUAAACGUGUCAGUCAAAUCCGAGUCGGAUGCCAGUCAUAUUAAUCGAUUUAUCGGGCGUCUCAGCACAUUGAUCCCUGAUCGAAAGACACAACCAAAAUACCUAUGAAUGUAUUUAAGAAAAAUCAUAUUUUCACCCAUAACCACACCCACACUGAGAUCUUUAGAAGCCUGUUUUCACCACAGGAUCAAUAAUAAUAAUUAUUAUUAUUAUAGUAAUAAUGAUAAUUAAGGUAAUUACUUUUUCUCACAAACAAGUGAAAUAAAUUUUUUUUUUUUUUUUUAAAAAUUCAUUUUCAAAAUUUUGAAGAAAAUGUGGAAUUGCAAGAUAUAAACUCAGAAUUCUGACUUUGUCACAAUUCCGAGUUCAUAUGUCGAAAAUAAUUUUCCCGCUACAGAAUAAAAAAAAAAAAUUAAAAAAGGAAAGUGAGUUAUAUAAUAAUAAUAUAAACAAUAUAAAAAUAAAGAUAACUGGCUUUUUAUUUAACAAUUCUGGCUUUUCUCAUAAUAUGUCACCAUUCUGAGUUUUUUUUCCUCAGAAUUGCAAGAAAAUUUUAUUUUUCUUUUAUUAUAAUUUUUUUAUCAUAUGGUGAAAACACGCUACUAUAGCGAUAUCUGUGGAAGCUCAUUUCUGCCACUGAAUAAAAAAGAAAAAAAAGGUAAUUGCGACAUUUUAUAUUACAGUUCUGAUUUUUUUUCUCAUAAUAGUGAAUUUACACAGUUGGGAGUUAUAAAGUCAGAAUUGCGAGAUAUAAGCUCACGUGUGGCUUUUUUCUCAGAAUUGCAAAUUUGUAUUCCGCAAUUUUGACUUUAUAACACGCAACUGCAAGAACAUAGUGUUUUUUUCCGCCUCAAAAUUGGACUUUAUAUCUCACAAUUCUGAGAAAAAAAGAGGUCAAAAUUACGAGAAAUUGUGAGUUUAUAUCUUGCAAUUCUGACUUUAUAACUUGCAGUUGUGACUUUAUAUCGCGCACUGAAUAAAAAAGGUCAAUGCGACAUUUUAUAUCACAAUUCAGACUUUUUUCUUGCAACUGCGAGCAUACAUUUCACAAUUUACUUUUUUCUCUGAAUUGCGUGAUAUGAACACAAUUGAGAGCUAUGAAGUCAACUGAGACAUAGAUGCAAUUCUGAGAAAUAAAGUUAGAAUUGUGAAAGAUAAGAUUCUGACUUUAUAACGCAAGAACGUAAGUCCUUCCCCCCCCUCAAUUAAACUAUAUUGUACAGUUCAGAGAAAUAGUCAAAAUUGUGAGAAAAAAAAAUCUGAAUCGCAAGAUACAAACUCUCAUUUACGAGAGAAAAAAAAAGUCAGAAUUGAGUUUUUAAUCUCGCUGUUCCGACUUGCAAUCCUAAGUUUUUAUCUUGCAAUUCUGACUUUAUAACUCGCAAUUGUGUUUAUAUGUCACAAUUAUAAAAUGAAAAAAAAAGUCGCAAAAACCUAUUUUUUUUAGUCAGUGGCGGAAACAGGCUUCCAGAAAUCUCUCUCUCACACACACACAUACUGAAAUCCAGGACAGCGUUAAUUGGAAGUGAUUUUUUUCUUUGCAGCUGUAAUUGACAUCUUUUUCAUGCCUUAUGCGCAGUCAGCCACUGUCACACUCUUUGUUGUUUCUCUUGUGUUCGCAUCUGACCGUGUACACAGUGUUGUAUUCAUAGAUUCUUCAUGGCUGUUUUUGUUCAUUGUGUGCUGUACAUAGACUGACAAUUAAAAUGAUAAAUGCUCAUUUUUUUCAUACAGUAUCCAUUCAGUAUUGUAAUAUAUUUAAGAUAAAAGUAAAACUUUCAUUCAAAUCA